AUAGAAUAACAAGUCAACAACGUAAACAUGUCGAUUGUCGACCACCUCCUUUGUCUCACUUUCCAUCAUUUUCCAAUUGCUUUUUUCAGCUUCAAAUACAAAUUCAAAUCACCAUGGUUUUCAAUUUCUCAGUUGAUCACUGAGAAUAUCAAAUGGAAAAAAAGAUUGGUUAUAGUGAUGCAAACAGAAAAUACUAUGGAAGUGCUCUAUGUUGGUGGUUAACAGUUUCAGUUGUAGCAAUCCUUGUAGUAGCUGCUGGUGUUUUUACUAUAUUCAUCAACUUUCAUCGUCUUUCUCAUUCACCUCAACCCUCCAACAUCGUUCCAAAAUAUGCUUCCUCUUUUCAGUUAGCCCUCCAAUUUUUCGACGUCCAAAAAUCUGGUAAGCUGAAGAAUAAUAGGGUUUGGUGGAGAGGGGAUUCAGGGCUAAGAGAUGGUAGCGAGGAAAAUUUGGAUUUGUCGAAAGGAUUGUAUGAUGCUGGUGAUCUUGUGAAAUUUGGGUUUCCAAUGGCUUUCACUGCUACUGUAUUGUCUUGGGCUAUUCUUGAAUAUGGACAUAACAUGGAUGCAGUUAAGCAGCUAGAUUAUGCAGUAGACUCACUUAAGUGGAUCACUGAUUAUCUUGUUAAUGCACAUCCUUUUGCUGAGGUGCUUUAUAUUCAGGUAGGGGAUCCUGAGGUAGACCACAAUUGCUGGGAAAGGCCCGAAAACAUGACCGAAAAAAGGCCACUCACUCAAGUUAACUCAUCUUACCCAGGAACAGAAGUUGCAGCAGAAACCGCAGCGGCGUUAGCCUCAGCAUCUCUAGUUUUUAAGGAGAUUAAUCUCACUUACUCUCAGAUUCUCCUUGAACAUGCUCAGCAACUGUUUAUUUUUGCUGAUACAUACAAAGUUUCUUACAGUGUUAGUAUUCCACAAGUUGGAAAAUACUAUAACUCAUCUGGUUAUGAGGAUGAACUUUUAUGGGCAAGUACCUGGCUCUAUCAUGCAACAAAGGAUCCAUCAUAUCUAAAUUAUGUGACAGAGAAAAAUAAGAAUGAAUUUGGCAGUUUAGGAAGUGGUUCUUGGUUUAGUUGGGAUGAUAAGCAUGCUGCAACUCAGGUCCUUUUGUCAAGACUAAAUUUCUUUGGUGCUGGAGAUGUUCCAGAUACAGAGAACCUUGACCUUCAGAAGUACAGAGAAACUGCUGAAAUACUCAUGUGCAAGUUUCUACCAGAUUCACCAACAGCCACAACCAACAGAACCAAAAGUGGACUGAUUUGGGUGGUACCAUGGAAUUCUUUGCAACAUUCAGUUGCUUCUGCAUUCUUAGCUGUUAUUUAUAGUGAUUACAUGUUCACAUCUCAAACCGAAAAUCUAUAUUGUAGUGGGAAAAUGUAUAAGCCAGUAGAUCUCCGUAAAUUCGCCAUUUCUCAGGUAGAUUAUGUGUUGGGAGAAAAUCCAAUGAAUAUGAGUUUUCUUGUGGGACACGGAAGUGAAUACCCUAAAUACAUACAUCAUAGAGGAUCUUCAAUUCCAGUUGAUGCUAAAACUGGCUGUAGGGAUGGAUUCAAGUGGUAUGACUCACCUGACCCUAAUCCUAAUGUGGCAUUUGGAGCUAUAGUGGGUGGCCCCUUUUUCAAUGAGACAUAUAAUGAUUUCAGGAAUAACUCAAUGCAAGCUGAACCAACCACUUAUAGUAAUGCACUUUUAGUUGGUCUCCUCUCUGGCUUGGUUGCUAGUUCCUCUGUAGUUUCCUCUUUCUAGAAUCCAAAUAUGUUGUGUAUAUAUGUGAUCCAAUUUUGUUGUGGCAUGUGUAAAUACUCCCCCACAUUAGCUUUAUUUGGCAUCAACACCUUCCUUCUAAAUGAGAUGCUAGCAUAAUCCCAAAAAAUGAAAAAAAUGAGAUGCUAGUAUCAUAUUGUACAAAGUAUCUAAUGCCGUUUUGUAGUGAAUACUGAAUAGUGUCUAAUCUCUUUCGAAAAACUUGUUAGACACACGAAAUGGAUUCUCUCUCAUUUUUCAAUUGUGUUUUCUUCAUAUACAAGAGUCAACCACAUGUUGGUAUCUAAUCGAUAAACCGAACUUAAUGGUUU
Trifolium pratense (red clover) is the source of this 2074-nucleotide messenger RNA. RefSeq names its product endoglucanase 2-like. The record is from RefSeq and is a predicted model, not a curated record. The coding region runs from base 153 to 1745 and encodes 530 amino acids. Lineage: Eukaryota; Viridiplantae; Streptophyta; Magnoliopsida; Fabales; Fabaceae. Gene Ontology annotation, molecular function: hydrolase activity, hydrolyzing O-glycosyl compounds. The transcript is spliced from 6 exons. Gene Ontology annotation, biological process: carbohydrate metabolic process.